Molecule: messenger RNA, 1206 nt
Organism: Naumovozyma dairenensis CBS 421
Lineage: Eukaryota; Fungi; Ascomycota; Saccharomycetes; Saccharomycetales; Saccharomycetaceae
Gene: TSR3
Product: ribosome biogenesis protein TSR3
Exons: 1
Coding region: 1-1206 (401 amino acids)
Biological process (GO): maturation of SSU-rRNA
Molecular function (GO): rRNA small subunit aminocarboxypropyltransferase activity
Source: RefSeq, a predicted model, not a curated record
AUGAUGUACCAUCACCCACUGCGAAGAGUGAUAAUUAUAGACCAAGAAAUACGUCUAUCCUUACCUAAUUUACGACAAACGAAGACGAGAGGAGACGGUACGGAAGAAGAACAUAUAUUUAUAACAAUUAAAAUGGGUAAAGGUAAAAAUAAGAGUAGAGAUGAUGGUCCUAAGAAUCCUCGAGCUCAUCGUGGUGCCAAUGGUCAUAGUUCAAGACAUAAUCAUAAAAAUAUGGAAAUGAAGAAACAUAAUGAUUUCACAUCGACACAAAUGGUAAAUGACAAUGAUGAUGGUAUAGACGAAAUUCAUAGUGUGAAGAAAAUCCCUGUGAAACUUGGGAUGUGGGAUUUUGAUCAUUGUGAUCCAAAACGUUGUAGUGGUAAGAAAUUAGAAAGAUUAGGUUUGAUUAAAUCGUUGAAAAUAGGUCAACGAUUCCAAGGUUUGAUCAUCUCACCAAAUGGGAAAAAAGUUGUGUCACCUGAUGAUGCAGAUAUUAUUAAAGAAUUUGGAGCUGCUGUGGUAGAAUGUUCUUGGGCACGUCUUGAUGAAAUACCAUUUAGUAAAUUGAAUGGUGGGAAUGGCGGGAAAAACGAAAGAUUAUUACCUUACCUUGUUGCGGCAAAUCAAGUUAAUUAUGGUAGACCAUGGAAGUUAAAUUGUGUAGAAGCGUUAGCUGCAUGCUUUGCAAUCAUUGGAAGAUCAGAUUGGGCAAGUGAUUUAUUAUCAAAUUUUUCUUGGGGGUUGAAUUUCUUAAAAUUGAAUGAGGAAUUAUUUGAAUUAUAUUCCAAAUGUACUGAUUCAGAUUCAGUUAAAGCUGCACAAGAGGAAUGGCUGGAUAAGAUUGAACAAGAAGCUACAGAAAGGAAAUUACAAGCGCAAGAAACUGAUAUAUGGAUGAUGGGGAACACUAAUAGAUUAGACGCCAACCUACGAUCCAUGAAUAUAUCCGAUGAAGAUGAGGAGGAAGAGGAAGAAUAUGACGAAGAAGAAGAUGGGGGAGAGCACAUAACCAGGAAUAAAGAGUUGAGAUAUGAUAAUCUAGGAAACGUAAUAGAAGACACAGAUGAAGAGUAUCUUUCAGAAGAGGAGAAAGAAAUAAGAUACGAUAAUCUAGGGAAUAUCAUAGAAAGUGAAGAAGAGGAAGAAGAAGAGAAGGAGGAAGGAAUUGAACUACGAUAUGAUAGUCUUGGUAAUAUUAUAGAAUGA